CAAAGGAAGGAAAUACUCCGGCUGAGGCGACUGGGAAUUGGGCCUGGGGCUCGCGACCGGAAGCAGCCUGGGGGCGGGCCUCACGCUGGAAGUGCUCGCCGCCAGGCUGGUUCCACCGCUUAGGUGGUGGGAGAUGCGCGGGCGGCCGCAGGCGAGGAGCCGGGUCGCUGGUCCGCAGUCCGGAGGCAGGUCGGCUGUGGGGCGGAGCGGCUGCCCCGCCGUCAGACCAUGGCCCCGACCCAGCCGUGGGGAGAGCGGCUCCUCAGCCUGCGGGUGACCCCCGCUGGGGUGUUCGGCGUGGCCUUCCUCGCCCGAGUCGCCCUGGUUUUCUACGGGGUCUUCCAGGACCGCACGCUGCUCGUGAGGUACACGGACAUCGACUACCAGGUCUUCACGGACGCCGCGCGCUUCGUCACCGAGGGGCGCUCCCCGUACCUGCGGGCGACCUACCGCUACACUCCCCUGCUCGGGUGGCUCCUCACCCCCAACAUCUACCUCAGCGAACUCUUCGGGAAGUUUCUCUUCAUCAGCUGCGACCUGCUCACGGCUUUCCUCCUAUACCGCCUGCUGCUGCUCAGGGGGCUGGGGCGCCGCCAGGCGUGCGGCUACUGCGCCUUUUGGCUGCUUAACCCGCUCCCCAUGGCGGUGUCCAGCCGGGGCAACGCGGACUCGAUCGUCGCCUCGCUGGUGCUGACGACGCUGUACCUGCUGGAGAAAGGGCGCGUCGCGGCGGCCGCGGUGGCCUAUGGGUUCGCCGUGCACGUGAAGAUCUACCCCGUGACCUACAUCCUUCCCAUAAUCCUCCACCUGCCCCCAGAGCAGGGCCGCGACCCGAGCCCCCGCGCCUCCCGGCGUUCCCUCCAGGCCGGUUGGCGCGCCUUCCUGACGCGGCUGUGGGAUCGGGCUGUGCUGCUCUUCGCAGCGGUGGCCGGGCUCACCUUCGCCGCCCUGAGUGUCGGUUUUUACUGUAAAUACGGCUGGGACUUCCUGGAGCACACCUACCUCUACCACCUGACCCGGCGGGACAUCCGCCACAACUUCUCCCCGUACUUCUACCUGCUGUACCUGACCGCCGAGAGCGCGGGCGGCCUUGCCCUGGGCCUGGCGGCCUUCCUGCCCCAGGCCGUCCUGCUGGCGGUGGUGUCUUUCGCCUACCACAGGGACCUUGCCUUCUGCUGCUUUCUUCACACGGCCAUUUUUGUGACGUUUAACAAAGUCUGCACCUCGCAGUACUUCCUGUGGUACCUCUGCCUGCUGCCCCUGGUGAUGCCGCUGGUGCGAAUGCCCUGGAGAAGGGCGGUGGUGCUCCUGGUGCUGUGGUUCGCGGGGCAGGCCCUGUGGCUGGCACCGGCCUAUGUGCUUGAGUUUCAAGGAAAGAACACCUUUUUGUUUAUCUGGUUAGCUGGCUUGUUCUUCCUUCUUAUCAACUGUUGCAUCCUCAUUCAGAUCAUUUCCCAUUACAAGGAGGAACCGCUGGCGGAGAGACGCAAACAUGACUAGUGUAUGCUCCGGUUCGUCUGCCACUUCCAUCUCUUACGUGCUGGUGGUUCUGAAUGGACCAGAAGAGAGCUUUGGACAAAUGUUGAGCAUCCUAAGCACGCCCGUGAAAGUUCGGUUUGGAGCCUAAUAUCUGUUCCAACGAAUUAAGAUAAAUGUUUACUUAUGUAUAAAGGGGACUCAGAAAUUGGGGCCCACCUUUAGGAAAUGGAAGGGCUGUUUGAAAAUGGAAGGGCUGAUUAAACUUUCGGAUGUUAAAA
Molecule: messenger RNA, 1757 nt
Organism: Myotis myotis
Lineage: Eukaryota; Metazoa; Chordata; Mammalia; Chiroptera; Vespertilionidae
Gene: PIGM
Product: phosphatidylinositol glycan anchor biosynthesis class M
Exons: 1
Coding region: 229-1500 (423 amino acids)
Biological process (GO): GPI anchor biosynthetic process
Cellular component (GO): glycosylphosphatidylinositol-mannosyltransferase I complex; membrane
Molecular function (GO): GPI mannosyltransferase activity; alpha-1,4-mannosyltransferase activity
Source: RefSeq, a predicted model, not a curated record